Diospyros lotus (date-plum) is the source of this 1231-nucleotide messenger RNA. RefSeq lists its product as uncharacterized. Lineage: Eukaryota; Viridiplantae; Streptophyta; Magnoliopsida; Ericales; Ebenaceae. The transcript is spliced from 2 exons. The coding region runs from base 170 to 862 and encodes 230 amino acids. The record is from RefSeq and is a predicted model, not a curated record.
AGAGCGCCCCUGCCCCCCUCUGUCGGUUUCUCUGUCCGUAUAACGUAUACGGCCUCCACGUCGUGGAAGAAAUUAAGAACAACUGUCGGAAGCACAAACGCCAUAUAUUGGCUAGAGAAAAGCAGCAGCAGCAGCACAAGAAGAAGAAGACUUCUAGAGAGAAGGAAUUAUGGGAGGGUGCGCGACAAAGCCCAAGGCCAACGCCGGCGAGGUUCCGCCACCUGAACAGGAACCGGAACCGGAACCGGAAAAGUUUGCUCCCAGGGCGGCCGCUGACGUGAAUGAGGCCGUGGUUGUUCUUGACAAGGCAAAGGAGAUUGUUGUUGAAGACGACGCGGUUGACGAGCACGGCAAUAGGCGCAGAUCUUUGAGCAACUUGUUCAAGGAGAAUAAUGAAGCCAUGGAGUCAACCAAACUGGAUAAGCCAACGUUAGACCCAGUGAAACAAGAAGAACCAUCAGCUGAUCAAAAGUUUGCGGAGGUAUCUGAAGCACUGCCCCAUGUCAACCAUGAAUCUGGUAAAAUUGAAACUCCAGUUGAGCGGACUGUCAAAGAAGUUGAAGCCCCUGUUGAGACCAAUGAAGAGAAAGCAAUUGAGGCUGCAUCAACCGCUGGAACCUUAACUGAUCAUGAAGCAAUCAAGUCUACAGCACCAGCACUGGUAGAGAUGCAAAAGCACGAGGAGACGAAGACAUUAGUGGAAGAAAAAUCGGCUGUAGAGACUCAAAAACCUGAAACACCCAAGGAAGAGAAACUGGAUGUAUUGACCCACCAGACACCCGAGGAACAGAAGGCGGUAGUGGAAGCUACAAUGUUGAUCGAAAAUCCUCAAAUCCCUCAAGAGAAGACGACCAACGAAUAGAAAUGGAAUAAUUCUUCUGGUAGAAUACGUGAGAGUGUGGUAUAUGUAAGAGGGUAUAAGUGCUAGGCAUCAUUCUGUAUGUGUGUUCCUUGGCAGCUGGUGCUUGCAGAAGACAAAAGACGUGCGGAAGGGAUGAGGAAGAGGAAGAGGUUUACUGUUAUGAUCUAUGAGUAUGCAUAGAACAGGCUGUUGACUGUCGUCAUAUAUAUAUAUAUAUAUAUAUAUAUCCUCCUCCUCCUCCUCUUCUUCUCGUUGAGUUUAAUUAAUUCCAUGCCCCCUCGGCCCUUGUGUUUGUUUCUUUUUUUUCGACCUUCCAUUGUGAUUGUUUCAUUAAUAUUAAUGUAAUAAUUUGAUGAUCAUUAGCUUUUA